AUGGCCACCGCAACCAUCGCCUCCACGGACAUGGGGCUUUUGCUGAGAGAUGAUCUUUUUGUCGACUUUUUCAACACAUUUCUGAACCUUCCCGUUUUUGGCCAGACACCCAUUUACAUCAGCAGCGUGGGCCGAUGGGACCUCUGGCCAGAGCUGCCCAGCCACCUGGAUCCCAGCCCCCCGGCUUUACUGGCUUGGCUGGAAAAGCACCGCCUGCCUCACUUCUGCAAAUCCAGCCUGUGCCUCCACCUCGUCCUCUGCCAGAAGCUCCUGGGUUUCAUUCGGUCGGGGGAAGCAGCAAAACUGCUGAACUGGCACAGCGCUGACCGGUGGCUGCUGGAGAAGUGCAUCAGCGGGAGCCAGGGCAUGUGGCACUUUCGGGCCUUCAUCCAAGGAAUGGCAGGGGAAGAACUGAUCAACUUCUGGCUCACCACCGAAAGGCUCCUGGGGCUUGACGAGUCAGACGUGAGGCAGAGGGACCUCUACCUGUCCUUGCUCCACAGGCUGGAAGCCACUCACCUGCGUGAAGGCUCCAGCGUCGUCACUCUCUGCAGGAGCAUCGUUGGAUCACUGCCGAAAGCCAGGCACAUUCAACCCGUCAGCACCAGGAGGGAGAUCCUAAGCAAGAUGCAGGAACAGGCCCUCUUUAUGAUUCAGAGUUACUGGCUCCCUAAAUUCUUCAUCCACUGCAAGAAGGGCAUGGAGGAUGAGAAAUCGUGCUGGCCUCUGCUGCAGGAAUAUCGGGAGCGUCUAUUGCGGGCCAGCUGGCGGGAGCCCUCAAGCUUUACAGAGAACGUCUUCACGAUGCAUAUCAAAAGGAGCCGGGCUUUCUCGGGGCCCUACUGCAGCAAGAAGGCCAAAGCGGAGAUCUGGACUCUGGUCAAGCAGGAAGGAGACACCCAAGAAAUGAAGAUGCCCAUUUUUCAGGUGCAACCAGAAAGGCAGUCAGGGCCAGGUGGGAGCACAAAGGAAUCACGUCUGGAUAAGGAUGCUUUGGGACCAGUUCCUCAGCUAUCAGAGCAUACUGCAAACGCUGCCUUUAGAGGCAAAGGAAGAGGAACCUCUCCCAAAAGACCUAGACCCAACGCAGAAGACAUCCGUGAAGAGAAAGUCCUCUCUAACCUGCAUUCCUCCACACCCCUUGUCCAGCUGCCAUCCCUGAAAAUGCCGGUCAAGACCUUGAGUUUCCUUCCCUGGGCCCUUAGUGCUGAAAGCUGCGCGGGACGGCCCUUCAGGGACUUCUUGAAGCGCCAGGACCGGUCCAUGGAGACUCUUCUCCUGGAUCUCUGGCAUGACCUGGAGGAAUUUCUGCCUGUGGUGCUGGACCCCAACAGAGAAAACAGUUUCUGCCUGCGUCAUUUGAUCGGGGAGAAGAUAUGCAAGACCUACCUGGAGGAGGGCACCAUUCAGCAACUUCCCCUGGAGACCAGGACUCUCAGGAGCUUGCGGGACCAUCUGGUGUCUGGAGAAUUUUCCCCCCGCAUAUUCAGAGCCCAGAAGGAGAUUUGCAAGUGUCCGCGGAGCGAUGUCCCGAUGCCCGAGAUGCAAGGCCAGGCUGUUGGGAAAGAUGAACGUUUCCUCCUGUCCCAGCGGAUAAACACAUCCUUGAAGCUGAGCCAGGCCUUGCACGGCACGAGGAAUUUUGAAGGUCUCUCCUCUGAGCACUGGCGAUUAAUUGCCGCUCGGGACCUCCGGAAAGGGGACUCCAUCCAGGCAGAGGUGGAACCUCUCCUGUGCAGGACUGAUGCAGACUCCCAGAAGAUGAUAUCCAAUGAGCUGGCUGUGGAUAGCCCAAACAAGGAAAAUGAGCUUCCGCGUCCCAGAAGUCCGUCACUUGCCGCCGAACACAAGAGCACAAAGAAGGCGGCUCUUUCUGCGAGAAAAAACAGAUCGAGCAAGACGAAGUCCAUCACUGUUGGAGUAGAGAAACCAUCUAGAAGACCCAGGCACUUCGUGAAAGUACUGCACAACCCUGCCCACCUGCAGUUCUUCAAGCAGUUCCUCGAGGAGCGCAACGCAGAUGAACCACUGCGUUUCUGGAUGGCUGUGGAGAAGCUAGCCUCAGAGACCAAUCCCAAAACAAAGAGCUCCCUCAUUAACAGCAUUGUCAGAAAUUAUUUCCAUGCUGAAAUCCCAGCUGAGGAGCAGCUGGAUUGCCACAGUUCAAUCAUCAAAGAAAUAAGUGAUACCAAAGUAGUCAGCCCCUUCAUGUUGACGACAGCACAAGUCUUUGUCCAGAAGGCAAUGGAAAAACGAUGGUUUAAAGAGUACCAGGAACUGUUCCCGCCGAGCGAUACGCCUAGGUCUAACCUUCGUUUGCAGCACAGGACAGGGAACUUCAUGACAGACAAGCUGCGAUGGGCCUGGUAUGCCAUUCACGACAUCGUCAAGAGCAUCUCUAAGUUCCAGAGGGAGAUGGACAAUGACAAACACCGUGUGGAGUUUGAGGACUUUCUCCGGCGGGAACUAGGAAAUGAGGAGGAAAACUUGCCGAUCAGAUCCAUGCAGAGCAGUGGCACCGUCAGCACUUCCCGCCCCCUCACGGCCCCUGCCAGCACCCCACCGGACAAGGAGGUGGUACUCGUGAAACGCCACCUGUUUGACGACCAGCUCAUUACCAUCAACUUCCUCGUCAACGACCUCCGCUUUUAUCUGGAGAUCAACAAGUUUUCCAGGCUGGCUGAUUCAGCUGAAGCUCUGGCAGCCCACAACAUGCAGUCGGAAAAGGAAGUUGCCUUUCUCAAAAGGAAAGUUGCCAUCAUCAGCAAACUCUUCCUGAACUCCGACAUUCCUCCCAAAUUGCGGGUAAACAUCUCUGAAGAAGAGAGAGAUUUAAUUUGGAGUUUAUCUUCCAAGGGGCUACUGAAUCGUCUCCUCUACCACAGGGCCAAGGUCAUGAUCUUCCCCAUCCUGAUGUACUUCUGGAGAAGGUUCUGCACCUGGAAGGUGAUGAGGAGCUUUCGGGUCUCUGUGAAGGAGAGGGUGCCUGUCUCUUCAUCCAGUACAAAACGCUCCGAAUCAUCUGACAUCUACAGUCCAACUAGCAACAAUCCAGAAGUGUCAUGUUACAGAGGAGCUACCUGCUGUGUUAUCUGGGACAAAGACACAUGUUUGCCAAGGUCUUCAGGAAACCGAUGGGGAGAGAGAGAUGUUCAAUCAGUGCAAACUGGUGCAAGGAUCGGGAGCAUCCCACCCUGCCUAAGCGGCACAGCCCAUAUUUAACUACACAGAGCACUCAUAUACUGCUCUGAAGAGACAGCUGGGGAUGCAUAGAAAAAGAAUGCGAUCUUUCUCAUGUGGACAUUAAUCCUGCAGUGAAUGUCCCCCGGACAACUGUCCCCAAGCCACAGCUCCUUAUAGCAGCUCGCAGGGAGGAAUAACCAGAGCCACGCAAGAUAAAACCCCUCAGCUCGGGUGGUGUGUCAUGGGAGGAGAUGUGCCACCUCUCAGGUCUCUCAGACUGCCCUAGCCUGCGUUCAGACGCCGCCAGGCCUUGGUAGGGCAGAGCGGUACCCGGGGGGUGCAGCGCAGGCUGCCUUCUGCUCCCCAUCGCCUUCCAACCAAAGGAGGAGGUUGGAGCAAACCAAACCAGCGCGCAACCCAAAAAUAGCUGCUGUUUCUGACUGCACUAAAUGCC
Messenger RNA from Chroicocephalus ridibundus (black-headed gull), 3637 nucleotides. RefSeq names its product regulator of G protein signaling like 1 (gene RGSL1). The transcript has 19 exons. The record is from RefSeq and is a predicted model, not a curated record. Lineage: Eukaryota; Metazoa; Chordata; Aves; Charadriiformes; Laridae. Bases 1 to 3222 code for a protein of 1073 amino acids.